GCAGGACAGAUUGUCACAGUUUGCCAGCUGUUUAGAGACUGAAGACGUCCGGCUGUGGAAGCUCGCUGCUACUUGUUUUUGCAGACAAUAACCACCGCAGUGAACAAGUGAAUGUACUCAAAGGACUUGUCCGGCGCUUUAUCACAAUAAGCUAAACAGUCGCCCACAGAACUACAAAGAGAACCAACAUGCCUGUUCUCUCAGCACCUAGUGAUGUCUGCGGCUCGUCCCCAUCUCCAGUGGAGAGCAGCCACAGGAGGCUGUCCUGGGGCAAACUGGUGCAGCGCAUCACUGAUUUUAGCACAUCUACCAACAGCAGCAUUGAUCUGGACGACAGCAGCAGCAGCAACAGUGAUCUCUCAGACUCGGGUUCAGACUUCUCCAGCGACUUAUCUCCCUCCAAUGAAGAUUUGUUCUACGAUCCAAUGGAGGAGUUGAUCCUGAAAGACGUAGUGGACCUUAUUGCAACGAGCUUAAAAGAAGCCAAAGAUUCAGACUGUGCCUUGCGCUGCUCCAAACUGCUCAUCCCAGAGAAGCUCCUGGAGCACAUUGGACACGAGCUCCUUCACCUGGCAGCGAGUGAGCCCUGCGGGUUAAGGGGGGCUCUCAUUGACCUCUGCGUGGAGCAGGAGGCCGUCUGCGAGAGCAUGGGGCAGUUGUCUGUGGACCCCUACCUCGUCCCCACCUUCCAGCUGACUCUGGUCUUGAGGCUGGAGUCUGGUGGGCUGUGGCCCAAAAUUCAAGGACUUUUCACCUCGAAAUCUCCAUCCACUCCAGUCGUGAGACAAGCUAUCAAACUAAGCACUGGUUUCCGAGUGAUAAAGAAGAAACUGUACAGUUCUGAAGAUCUUCUGAUUGAAGAAUGUUAAUUCUGUAAAUCUAACAGAAGGGCCUCCUCUAUGUAACUGAAGAGUGAGGAUGGACUGAGUCCAGAAGUUGCCCAUUGACUGUACCUUAGUUUAAGUUAAUGGUACCUGAAGUGGAUGACAGCCCUUUUUUCCCCACUUACAUUGUGUUACCAUCACACUAUAUACAUUUAAUAGCAUUUUUGCAAGUACUAAAAUGCAUACUUCAGUUUCUGUUGAAACUACAUGAUGGCAGCUAGCGAUAUCCUUUUAUUCAUUGAGAUUGUGCUUUCCUUUUCUUUUCAUUUUAUUGUGUUUUACAUGACAGAUAACUGAAUUGUACCCCUAAACCAUAAGGUGGAUCUGAUAGACUGAAAAGCAAAGGCCUUCCGGUGGUUUGCCUUGUGCUGUAUAAUGUGGAAUCUCUGGUUGACGAUUCUUGUAUCCGUGUAGACCACUUCUGCUUUCAACUUUAUUCAUUUGAUAUUCAAAUACUCAUGAUGUUGCACUGAUUUUUGUACUUUCAUGGUCACAAAUAAAUUAUUUUUUUAACAAUUCA
Molecule: messenger RNA, 1404 nt
Organism: Solea senegalensis (Senegalese sole)
Lineage: Eukaryota; Metazoa; Chordata; Actinopteri; Pleuronectiformes; Soleidae
Gene: ddit4
Product: DNA-damage-inducible transcript 4
Exons: 3
Coding region: 189-869 (226 amino acids)
Biological process (GO): apoptotic process; response to hypoxia; negative regulation of TOR signaling
Cellular component (GO): cytoplasm
Molecular function (GO): 14-3-3 protein binding
Source: RefSeq, a predicted model, not a curated record